AUGACACCUAAAUCGCAAUUGAAAUCGCUUUGUACGGCAAAUAAUUAUGAGAAGCCAUCGUAUAGUGUAGUAGACAAGCGUGAGGAGGACGGCGGCGGCGGCUAUCGUAAAGUCUAUAAAGUACGGGUCAGUGUCGACGGUUUUGUCGACCUGUACGGCGAAGGUAUGUCCCGUCGAUUGGCCGAACAACGUGCGGCCGAAAAUGCACUGAAAGAGAUCGACGAAGUACGGGAAGUGCAGCGUAAGGCCAGGGAACGUAUGGACAGCCAGUUGUUGAAAUCGACCGAUAAAAGUGCCGAAAAAAGCGCCGGCGGUUCCGAUACUACUGUCAGUGGUAGUAGUUGUAAUGGUAGUACAGCUGAUCCGUCAAAUGGUGAUCAAAAAGAGGUUGUCGUCGAAGUUCAUAACAAUGAAGUGGUAGUCAAUAAUAUUGUAGCAGUUGUUGAUAAUAAUGGUAUUAAGUCUAGUGACAGCAAAAUGAAAGCCAAUACUGAUGAUACCGGUGCUGGUGCUGCUAUUACUAGUAAUACUACUUGUGCUGGUGCUGGUCCUGGUGCUGCUACUACUACUAAUACUACUGGUGCUACUACUACUACUGGUGCUGGUACUGGUGCUACUACUAAUACUAAAACUACUAGUGCCGGUGCUGGUGCUGCUACUACUACUAAUACUACUGGUGCUGGUACUGGUGCUGGUGCUGGUACUGGUGCUACUACUACUACUACUACUACUAAUACUAAAACUACUAGUGCUGGUGCUGGUACUGGUGCUACUACUAAUACUAAAACUACUAGUGCCGGUGCUGGUGCUGCUACUACUACUAAUACUACUGGUGCUGGUACUGGUGCUGAUGCUGGUGCUGGUACUGGUGCUACUACUACUACUACUACUACUAAUACUAAAACUACUAGUGCUGGUGCUGGUACUGGUGCUACUACUACUACAACUACUACUAAAACUAAUACAACUACUACUGCUGCGGAAAAUGAAACCAAAGUUGAAAAUAAAGAUAAAUCAACUGAAAGAUCAAAUAGUAAGACACGUAACAGUGUUUCGUCAAUCAGUAGUUAUGACAGUGUUGAUGAAAAUAUGGAUAAUAGUAACAAUGAUACUACCGGUGCCACUAAUAAUAAUAAUGAUAAUAAUCAUAAUAAUGAUGACAGUGGUAUUGUGGUCAACAAUAAUGAUAAUAAUAAGAAUAGUGAUGGGGAUUAUUAG
Molecule: messenger RNA, 1218 nt
Organism: Oppia nitens
Lineage: Eukaryota; Metazoa; Arthropoda; Arachnida; Sarcoptiformes; Oppiidae
Product: mucin-21-like
Exons: 1
Coding region: 1-1218 (405 amino acids)
Source: RefSeq, a predicted model, not a curated record